UCACGUGUUUCCGGGGACCGGCCGCUCAACGCUGUCGCACAGCGGAGUGACGAGAGUUUACUUAACAUGUGAGUCUCCGAGUUCCGUCGCACGCAGGAUUCGUGAACCGGACAAAAUGGGAGGCAAAAAUAAGCAAAGGACCAAAGGAAACUUUCGGCCUUCUAGCAGCGGCAGGGCCGCCGAGCUCCUGGCCAGGGAGACGGGUGCCGUACCCGGUUUCGUAGGCUUCAGCACCUCCUCGUCCGGCGAUAUGGGCUACGUGCCCGCGGUGCACGGGGCAGACGAGAUCGACAGCCUAGUAGACGCCGAUUUCCGGAUGGUUUUGCGAAAACUGUCCAAAAGAGACACCGUCACCAAACUGAAGGCUGUUCAGGAAUUUGGUGCCAUGUGCCAAGAGCGGGAAUCUGAGAUUGUCAAAGGUGUUCUUCCUUACUGGCCCAGGAUCUACUGCAGGAUAUCUCUGGAUCACGACCGUCGCGUCCGAGAGGCCACACAGCAGGCAUUCGAACAGCUGAUUUUGAAGGUCCGGCGGAACCUGGCCCCGUACCUAAAGAGCAUCAUGGGACACUGGCUCAUCGCUCAGUGCGACACGUAUCCCCCGGCGGCCUCUGCUGCGGUUGUGGCAUUCCAGGUGGCCUUCCCUCUCAACAAGCAGACGGAAGCACUGAGUUUCUGCAAGGAGGAAGUGCUCAGUAUCCUCCUCGACAACCUGCUGAAGGAGACCCCUGAGACCGUCAGUGAUCCCCAGACUGUGCCUGAGGAGGAGAGGACGGCCAAAUAUACGCGCCUGCUGACCAGCUCGUUGCUGGCUGUGAAGAAGCUGCUGACCUCUCUGCCCCAACGGGACCUGGAUCCCCUGGCAGAGAAGCUCGCCCACCUCCUCGCGCAGAGCAAGUUCUGGAAGUACGGCAAGCACAAGAGCCCACAGAUUCGCGGGGCCUUCUUCGAGGCCGUGUCUGCGCUCUGCGAGUGCACGCCCCAGCUGAUCCUGGCCGAGUCCUCCCGCGCCUGCCCCAUGGUCCUCCUCAGCAUCGACGACACGGACCCUGUGGUGCUUCCCGCUCUGUGGGAAGCUGUCCUGCACGUUCUGUCCAGCGUCCCCGACUGCUGGCUCCAUGUUAAUGCCCGGAAGGGGGUUCUCCCCAAGCUCUGGCUCCUCUUGAGAGAGGGCGGACGGGGCCUGGCCACCGUUCUCUACCCCAACCUGCUACCCUUCAUCAGCAAGCUUCCUCAGGAGGUUGUUGACCCGGGCUUGGACUUCUACAGCACCUUCUUCACCUCCAUCAUCCAGGGGCUGUCCAGUGAGCGGGCCGCCUGCAGCCCAUCGGAGAGCGCAGCCAUAAUCUCCGCCACUAUGGAGUGCCUGCGGUACAGCGUGCUGCAGAAUGCGACGGAGGAUGAGGAGCAUCGCAGGGUCCAGAACAUGAUGCUCCGAGACCAGCUCCUGCCCUUGGUGGACAGCGCGAUCGGCAACUCGGCCCUACAGAACGGGCCCCUCUUUCCACAGGUCACACACAUUCUGGCUUCCUGGGAGAAGCGAGGUGGAUGGGGAGCGGGCCCCCCCGGUGAGGGCGGGGCCGAGGCUGCUGACCCCACCUUCUGCCGGCUGGUGUCUGACCUCUGGGAGGGCCUGGAGCGGCUGUGCGUGCAGCGUGUGGACAGUGAGGAGGCACAGCAGGGGGCGCUGAUGGGUGUGGCGGUGCUGCUACGGACCAUGAGGGACCCCAGGGCUGGAUCUGGUGCAAUUGGACGCGGGAAGAAGGCAGUGAAGCUCUGCUUCGCUGACCCAGAUGGUGAAGAUGGCAAGCAGGAGGUUCGGGAAGAGGGAAAGAGGACUGAGGAGCCGCCCCCCCUGAAGAGCAGCCGUCUGGAGGGGCUGGUGUGCGCAUUGGCGGAGUUGGCCGUGACGUACGUGACUGAGCGCGACUCCGCGCACCACCUACGCUUCCUCUCUGCCCUCCUGCGCUCCUUCGCCUCGCCUCGCUUGUUCCAGGCCCUGCUGGACGCGGAUGUGGAGGCGGACAGAGGGAUGGACUCAAGCCUCGAAGGCCUGAGGAAGCCUGGGGAGGCGCUGACCCAAAACCCUGCCGUUCUCUUCCUCCUACGGAAGGUAGUCGUCUGGCUGAGGCGGGAGCGAGAGGAGGAUACGGAGCUCCUGGUCAGCAUGGUCUUCAGCUCCCUCCUCUGCUGCAGCACACAGGAGGAGAAGACCCUCAUUCUCAACCACAUGACCAAUAUGGACCUCAGCUGGGGUGUCCUCCUCCAGAUCAUCCAGAAGGCGUGCGCAGACACAGACUUGCUGGAUGCCGCUGCGAGCUGGAUGAAGGGCCCCGUUCUGGGGGAGAAGCUGGUGCAGCUGGCCGGGAGGCUCUGCACGGCCGGUUUGAGGGGCCCCAUGGGGGUCUCCCCCAGCACGGGCAGCCACACACACAGCUGGGCACUGGUUAGCUUGGUGCUCUCCCAGCAGCUGAACAACGAGGCGGUAAUCGGCGAGUCGUACGUGGAGAAGAUCAUCGAGCAGCUGCACUCCACGCUUUCGGAGGCCAAGGGCCUGCUGGAUGCUGGCGACAUGGAGCCGCUGGUCUCCUUUAUCUGCGACGUGGCGUCCAACUUCUUCUCGUCCAUGAAGGGCUGCCUGCAGCUGGUCUCGGCCGAAGACCUCCUGCUGACGCUGUUCCAGCUCUGCGCCCAGGACCAGGACGCCACGCGUCUCUCUGGUACGAAUGUGAGGAGUAUUGGAGCAAGAGCCGCACGACAUCAUCCAAUAAAGCAAGGACAUGACUCAUCCCUGCUGAAGCUGAGGCACGCCUGCUUCACCGGAGCUAGCUCGCUGGUGGGCCACUCUGACCCGGAGAUAAGGAAGGGCAGCUUCCUCUAUGGCGCCGCCCUGUGGGUCAAAAACCAGCUGUUCUCGUGCACCUUUGGGAAGAAGAGCCUCCAGGUGCUGAUAGCAGCAGUGCAGAACCUGGCGGAGACCGUUAUCAAUGCCGGGCAGCGCGGCCCCCAUCUGCUGGUGCAAUUCAUCUCCCACCUGACCCCCACCGAGGAGGAAUGGAGAAAGAUGAGACAGGCACUGCCCCCACAGUGGGUCAAGCGGCCGCUGUUGUCAGGUCGGCUCAGGAUCACCUGCGAUUACCCCCCUGCGGAUGUGUGGAAGCUCCGCGCCUCCCCCCGGCUCCCCUCCCACCUGUCCACUGUAGCCCUUCUGGGCCAGCUCCUCUGCAUGGUUCCUGAAGAGCAGCAGGGUGUGGCCUCACUAUGGCCGCCGGAUGCCAAGCACACAGUUUCUGAGGUCUUGUACGCACUUCAGUGGUGCGAGGAGAUGGAGGGCAGCCCCGUCGUUGUGUCCGAGUUCUGUGGGAUGCUCCGGGAACUGAAUGUCACCGCGGAGCGAUUGAGGCACAAAGGAGGAUGUGAAGUAUUAGAGACCCUGUUUGAGAGGUCGCGAAAUGAGGGGGCGCUGUGGUCCUUGACUCUGGAGAGCUACAUCCAGUCAGAAGUCGAAAGUGCUGAUGUCCAAAAGCUUUGCAAAAGCGUCGAGAGCCUUUUCCCCCUGACAGAGCCGGGUCUCUGCACCGCCCAGGUCCUCUGUCCCUCCCUGUCCCCAGAAGAGAGGGGUCACAUGGCGACCCUGAGUGUGGCAGCCCUUCUAGACUGGCACUGUGGGAGCCAGGACAACGAGCACGUUGCGACGGCGAAUCUGGCGGCCCUGCAUUGCUGCUUGCGCGCCGGGACCGAGGUCGGUGCGGAGGUGCUGCAGGGCGUUAUGGCCAUGUUGAUGGAAUGGCGCAACUCCAAGGAAGAGCGCUUUCUGUUUGGCAGUGACCUGAAGAAGGUCCCUGCUGGGCUGCUGUCACUCAAUGUGGAGAUGGGGCGCUUCCUGUGCUGGGGGGUCACGCAAUGUUCGGAGAUCCUCCUGGAUACACAGUGGGACUUCCUGCUCUGCUCCAUGUUGGCCUGGCUGGAGACUGUCACAGAGAAUACGGCCUCAUUCUGGAACCCCUGGGUGCAGCUGUUUGUUUGUGAGAACUGUGACCUCAUUGUGCAGCUGAGCCAGUUUUUCUCAUCGCCCCCUGCUGGAGCGGCUGACCAAAUUCCUGCCAACCUGACCAGCGAGUGGGAGGAGUUCUUCCUUGAGGGAAUCCACACCCGGCUCUUGCCCCUCUUGGUCACCAUCACGGAGGAGUUCCCAGACCCCGAUGAUGCUCUCUUCCCCCUGCCUGUGCUGGGCGCGGUCGGGGAGGUGCUGUGCUACGUGCCGGUGCAGAUGGUCAUGCAGAACAAGCUGCCACCUCGUUUUGUGGUGGCCCAGCGGACCAACCUGCCUGAACCGCUGCAGACCCUCCUGAACACUCUGGCCCCUUUGCUGCUGUUCAAGGCCCGGCCGGUGCAGCUCGCCGUGUUCCACGUCCUUCACAAGGUGAUGCCGGAGCUGCCGAAGUAUGACGUCGACAGCAACAAUGCCAGAUGCGAGGAUGACAACGAUGAGGAAGAGCCCAGCCUCUCGCCCCCCGCUGCCCUGAUGUCCAUCCUGGUGGCUAUGGAGGAGCUGAUGGACGGUGUCCUGGGUGCCCUGCAGGUGGGCGAGUUUGCCGUGGUGCAGCCCCUCAGCGACGAGUCCUGCUGCAUCCUGGGUUACCUGCUCAUCUGGAAGCUCAUUCUCACUUUCUUCAAAGCCUCUUCCUCCCAGCUGCGUGUGCAGUACUCGCAGUACCUGCGGAAGAGCGGCUCCCUCCACUGCUUGCUGCAGCAUCUGUUCCGGCUCAUGCCAGAGAACCCCGUCCUCCCCGGGCAGCCGGCCGAGUCGGGCGCCCGUGACGCCAAGACCUUAUUCACUGAGGCUCUGGAGCUGUCUGUCCGCGGAAGCAAGGGGCUGGAGAGGGAGCUGGCCCACCUGGCCUGCUCAGUGUACUACGCCACGCUCAAGGACAUGCCGGCCAUGGUGCGCCUCUGGUGGAACGGCCAGGACAAGCGCGUCUCCGCCGCCGUCGACCGCUUCACCAGCAAGUACGUGAGCGGUGUGCUGUCCUCCCAGGAGAUCGCCGCCGUGCACGGCAGCACGCAGACCUUCGAGAACAUGACGGUGAAGGCACGGUCAGCCGCGAGGGAAGCAAUUGCCACCUACUCCGUGGAUGACAUCUUCAUCGAGCUGGUGAUCCAGCUGCCUCUGAAUUACCCCCUGGGCUCCAUCUCGGUGGAGAGCGGACGCCGUGUCGGCGUCUCAGCGCAGCAGUGGCGCAACUGGACGCUGCAGCUGAGCACCUACCUGACGCACCAGAACGGCAGCAUCAUGGAGGGCCUGGCACUGUGGAAGAACAACGUGGACAAACGCUUUGAGGGUGUGGAAGACUGCAUGAUCUGCUUUUCUGUCAUCCACGGGUCGAACUACUCCCUGCCCAAGAAGGCCUGCCGAACGUGCAAGAAGAAGUUCCACUCGGCGUGUCUGUACAAGUGGUUCACAUCAAGCAACAAGUCCACUUGCCCUUUGUGUAGAGAGACGUUCUUCUAACGACCUCCUGCGAAUGGGAAGCCGUGCAGACCAUUUUGUAGACUCUGAGCAGAUCAUAGAUUACCUGAUCAAAGCGGCCGGUGCAGUCGCCGUGUAUUCACUCGCCUCGUAUAUCGCAUUAUGGGUGCUCCUGUAAGGACGAGAAACGAGAGAGAUGCAGGAGUGCAAAUCUAUAAUCUUUAAAUCUCAAAAAGGCAUGUAUUCGCCUUUGUAAAUUGUGUGUUAAUCAGCGUGCACAGAUUAAAAAUGACUCAUUUCGGGUUACGUUAAGUGGGCCACGUGAUUGCUGCUGCCGCAGAAGACGAGUCACGUUUGCGUCCUUCGUACCGUGAUAAUGAGAACUCUGAUCAGAUGGUAAAAUUCUCAGGCCGUUUCACUUUUCUCUGAUGUCACUGACGCAUUCUGGAUGGUGUAAAUUUGCGAAAAUAACAUUAUAAUAAUAACUGGCGACUUAAAAGGCCGACAAAGAAGUUACAUCUUUUGUAGUCGGUGGGCUCUCGUCCAAGUCUUUUUUCAUUAUUAAUUUCCAUGCCUGAGGGUUCGUGCACAGAACUGCUGUAUGAUACUUCUGGAGAAGUGGCACCCAAAGGAGAGAACUUUUCCCAGCUCCCGCAAAGUCUGGUUAUCUUUUAUCUGAGCUACUCUGCCAAGCAGAAUUACCUAGGGGCCACAACUCGGGAGGAUUCGGUAGUAACAACAACAUAGCAUUAAGGAACCUCAUAGGUGAACCAAAUGUAUACAUCAACUACCGCCCUACCAGUGUACAGAAGAAAUGCUUUGAAAUAAACUACAAAGUGCGAAUUUCA
Molecule: messenger RNA, 6315 nt
Organism: Paramormyrops kingsleyae
Lineage: Eukaryota; Metazoa; Chordata; Actinopteri; Osteoglossiformes; Mormyridae
Gene: ltn1
Product: listerin E3 ubiquitin protein ligase 1
Biological process (GO): ribosome-associated ubiquitin-dependent protein catabolic process; rescue of stalled cytosolic ribosome
Cellular component (GO): RQC complex; cytosol
Molecular function (GO): ubiquitin protein ligase activity; ribosomal large subunit binding; zinc ion binding
Source: RefSeq, a predicted model, not a curated record